Molecule: messenger RNA, 942 nt
Organism: Serinus canaria (Common canary)
Lineage: Eukaryota; Metazoa; Chordata; Aves; Passeriformes; Fringillidae
Gene: CRYBA1
Product: crystallin beta A1
Biological process (GO): lens development in camera-type eye; visual perception
Molecular function (GO): structural constituent of eye lens
Source: RefSeq, a predicted model, not a curated record
AUGGGCGAAGCAGCAGUACCGCCUGAGCUAGACACCGAUCCAGCAGCAGCAAAGAUGGCUCAGACAAACCCUCUGCCUGUUCCCAUGGGCCCGUGGAAGAUCACCGUGUACGACCAAGAAAACUUCCAGGGCAAGAGGAUGGAGUUCACUUCGGCCUGUCCAAACAUCAUGGAAUGUGGCUUCGACAACAUCCGCUCCCUGAAGGUGGAAUGUGGCGCCUGGGUCGGUUAUGAGCACACCGGCUUCUGCGGGCAGCAGUUCAUCCUGGAGAGGGGAGAGUACCCGCGCUGGGACGCCUGGAGCGGCAGCAACGCCUACCACAUCGAGCGCCUGAUGUCCUUCCGCCCCGUCUGCUCUGCUAAUCACAAGGAAUCCAAGAUCACCAUUUUUGAGAAAGACAACUUCAUCGGCCGCCAGUGGGAGAUUGCUGAUGACUACCCCUCGCUGCAGGCCAUGGGCUGGGCCAACAACGAAGUGGGCUCCAUGAAGAUCCAGUGUGGCGCCUGGGUGUGCUACCAGUAUCCCGGGUACCGUGGCUACCAGUACGUCCUGGAGUUUGACCACCACGGUGGAGACUACAAGCACUGGAGAGAGUGGGGUUCACACGCCCAGACCUCCCAGAUCCAAUCCAUCAGGCGUGUCCAGCAGUAGCUCCCCAUUCCCAGUACAUCUCUGCAAGGUUUCGAAAGCUCACCGGCUCCCUCUUGGUGCUAAUACUCCCCUCCCGAAAUAACCACCCCCUCUCGUACUGCCACUGCUUAUGGAACAACACUCCCAAAACGGUAUCGACUGCCACAGUUGCCAAUAAAUGUGACUGAGAGAAAAAGAUAAAUCAGUUUGGUGUGUGUUUCCUGGUGUGUGUUUGGGACUGAGGUUGCACAUCCCCAUCACAGGAGCAGGUCCAGACUCUUUCCUACUUGUUUUAAGCUGGGCUGAAGUGAG